Molecule: messenger RNA, 577 nt
Organism: Alnus glutinosa
Lineage: Eukaryota; Viridiplantae; Streptophyta; Magnoliopsida; Fagales; Betulaceae
Product: large ribosomal subunit protein eL38z/eL38y-like
Exons: 3
Coding region: 136-345 (69 amino acids)
Biological process (GO): protein-RNA complex assembly; translation
Cellular component (GO): ribosome; cytosolic large ribosomal subunit
Molecular function (GO): structural constituent of ribosome
Source: RefSeq, a predicted model, not a curated record
CAAAAAUAACAUGGGCCAAAUUCAGUGAUAAAGCUAAUGGGCCGCCAUUGGUGUUUAAAACCCAGAUAGCCCAGUUUAUAUAUUCUUGUCUUCGCUAGGGUUUUGCUUGGAAGAGCUCUAGCUUUCUCUGUCAACAUGCCUAAGCAAAUCCACGAGAUCAAAGAUUUCAUCGUCACUGCAAGAAGGAAAGAUGCGCGCUCUGUGAGGAUCAAGAAGAGCAAAGGCGUUGUCAAGUUCAAGGUCCGUUGCUCCAAGUACCUCUACACGCUUUGCGUCUUCGACCAAGAGAAGGCUAACAAGUUGAAGCAGUCUCUCCCUCCUGGUUUGAACGUGCAAGAGCUGUGAAAAUUGUCAAAUGAUUCCUAGCAGAAAAGGCUAACAAGUAACAAGAGAUUUUUGCUUUAUUUUUAUGCCUUUCACAUUGAUUCAAAUACUUUCAUCUGUAAUGGAUCUGGGCUUGCUGGUGUUCCCUUUAAUCGCGUUUUUGGAACAUUGCAGUUUCCUUUGACAUAUUUUGAUGAAUUUGUUUGUUAAAUUUCUGAAUGGUUGAACUGGAUUCUUUGGCCAGUUGAUUAUU